Kickxella alabastrina is the source of this 1432-nucleotide messenger RNA. RefSeq lists its product as uncharacterized. The transcript has a single exon. Lineage: Eukaryota; Fungi; Kickxellomycota; Kickxellomycetes; Kickxellales; Kickxellaceae. The coding region runs from base 168 to 932 and encodes 254 amino acids. The record is from RefSeq and is a predicted model, not a curated record.
ACAACAGUUAUUGGAGGCGGUCCGCUGGGAAGCCCCAUGUCUACAAACAACGGCGGCGGCCUGGCAGCCUUGGGGGGACGCCUGCGCUCCAACAGCCACUUGCAAUCGCCGUCUCUGGCGGGGCUUUCUUCGGGAUCGAGGCCGUCGGCAUUCAGAGCCGGUCGCUGAUGCAUGACAGCCCAUUUAUGAUCGAUCGCCAACUGAGCGGAUACUCGCUGACUGACAUGGACUCGCCUAGCCACGAGCAGCUGCAUGUGUCAAACUCUGGAAUUUGGGAUCCGUACAAUUCGCCCCUUGGUGCCGACUCUGGCAGGGACCACGACUCACGCAACUCAUACGGGUUUUCGCUGGGUGGCCAACAUCUUAGUGGACAGCGCUUAGGCGCCGGGACACUACAUCAGCAGCAGCAGCAACAGCAACAAAAUUGGCCGAGAUCUCCGAGGACGGCGUUUCAGGGAAGCGGUCAGGGCUCGCCAUUCGCAUCUGCGUUUACGGGAAUUGGCGGUGAACCCAGGGGCAUUGCUUUGCCACCCCUCGCAUCCGCCGGGCAUCUUUUUGCUGACAGUACAAAGCCAGGUGCGAUUGGUCAAAAGCUUCAGCGCUCUCAUCUCAGCACCUUGAGCACGCCGACAGACGCCAAUGGCGCGUACAAUAACAGAGAUCAGGCCCGCAGCGCCUUCUCUGGGUUCAACGCAUCUGGCUCGGCAGCAAGCAUUGCUGGCAAAAUAGCCACAACGUCUCGUCGACCUCUUCGGACAACUACGACGAAGUGUUUGAGCUUGAACAGGAUGUGCCCAUGCAGGUGCGCGAUAUUGGAGGAAGCACCCAUGUUAACAGUAGCGUUGCGAGCAACCCGCAGUUUAUUCCGAUGGAAGGGUUCUCGCGAAAGCUCUCUGGGAUGUCUUUGGGUCGUUCUGAGGCCGGCUCUUUAGUCUCGUCGUACACUGCAUCAGCCAGCAGGCCCAUUGCCAAUGUUUCUGCCAUUGCCAACGUUUCUGCCAUUGCCAGACCGUCGGCAUAAGAGCCAAAGCAGGCCGCCAGUAUCAACAAAAAAAUGAUGACUACAAUUUGCCAGAGGGAUCAAACCAACCAAAAAAAGGGACAAUCCGCAAACGUAAUAUUAUUGUUCAGCACCAGGCAAAAUGUAUGUUACUUGUUGCAGGGUUGGCCUUGACCACAAAAAAAAUUAAAAAUGUCAUCAUUUGUUUUUCCACUAAUACGUGUGCUUUCGCGCUAAAAAAUAUGUGUUCAUGCAGCACACAGCGCACGCCCCACAGUCGUUUUUUAUUUAUCUUUUUUAUAUUACUUUCAUAUUCCAAACUGCAUGGUUUCUAUUUCUCGUUUUUUUCACUUUUCGUUAUUGGUUAUUAGGAGUUUUUUUAUUUCAUUCAUAGCUAUUCGUCAAAUAUUAAAUUUUAUUCAAACUACUUAA